AUGGGAAAAGUUCAUGCAAUGGGUAUUGACAGUGGUUUCACAAACAAAAUUUCAAUGUCUCACCAGCACAAAAAUGACCACAAAGACGAGCAAAAGCCUCUAAUUUUUGAUGCCUCUGUGCUUCGUCAUGAACCCAACAUACCAACCCAGUUCAUAUGGCCAGACCACGAGAAGCCUAGCGCCACAGCACCAGAACUUCCGGUACCUCUCGUCGACUUAGUAGGAUUCCUCUCCGGAGACCCUGUGGCGGCCAUUGAAGCCUCGAGCCUCGUCGGCGAGGCUUGUCGAAAGCACGGUUUCUUUCUGGUAGUCAAUCAUGGUGUUGACGCCGGUCUCAUUUCCGAUGCUCAUCGGUAUAUAGACUCGUUCUUUGACCUGCCACUUUGUGAAAAGCAAAAAGCUCAGAGGAAGGCUGGUGAGCAUUGUGGAUAUGCUAGUAGCUUCACUGGAAGGUUCUCCUCGAAGCUCCCGUGGAAGGAGACACUUUCUUUCAGAUACUCUGCAGAUGCGAACUCUUCCCAUAUUGUUGAAGAGUAUUUGGGUAACACAAUGGGUCAAGAUUUCUUACAAUUCGGGUACCAAAAACAUUACCAUUUCACUCAUUUUUCUUACCCGGAUCAAAAUUUCGUUUUAGCAUAUAAUCAUAGUUAA
Molecule: messenger RNA, 651 nt
Organism: Ilex paraguariensis (yerba mate)
Lineage: Eukaryota; Viridiplantae; Streptophyta; Magnoliopsida; Aquifoliales; Aquifoliaceae
Source: the annotation of a GenBank genome assembly